Anopheles marshallii is the source of this 6741-nucleotide messenger RNA. RefSeq names its product sortilin-related receptor-like. Gene Ontology annotation, cellular component: membrane; Golgi apparatus. NCBI's taxonomy places the organism in Eukaryota, Metazoa, Arthropoda, Insecta, Diptera, Culicidae. Gene Ontology annotation, molecular function: protein binding. The record is from RefSeq and is a predicted model, not a curated record. The transcript is spliced from 14 exons. Gene Ontology annotation, biological process: post-Golgi vesicle-mediated transport. The coding region runs from base 1 to 6741 and encodes 2246 amino acids.
AUGGCGCAUCCGGUGGUGUGGCGGAGGUUAACGGUACUGUUGGCCGUCCUCUGUCUGCACGGUGCCAUCGUGCUAACGGAGCAGCAACAUGCCACGGGUCGUCACGGUUUCCCACCGAGCGUCCUACACGUGGAACCGCACGUCGAGGCGAGCCGUAGGGCACCACGCACGAUCACACUGUCUCUGGGCGACCUGGACAACGAUAAUGCCGAUCCGGAGGUGGCCGCACUGCUAGCUCGGUCUCCCUUUCUGCGUGACGAGCUGAAGCACCAGCGUACACGGCGUGAUGCAGCACCCGCUACACCAAACGUCAACAGUGGCACGGGGCAAAGCAAAAAUGCCACAUCUGGCGGCAACAAUUCGUCCGCGGUCGCAACACCGUCAACCAAAAAUACGGUAUCAUCGGAAUUUUCCCCAUCGCCGAUAAUCAAGGCGAAGACGACCAAUCUAAACGAUUCCCAUGGGCAGCUCAUCGUGCACUGGUUGGGCGAAGGUACGAACGUUAUGAUCUGUCUCGCUCGCGAACCGCCAGAUACGGACAUGAAGUCACCGCCGCCACCACCAUCGCGUAUCUUCAUGUCGAACGAUUAUGGUGAUACGUUCGAAGACAAGACGCCCCACUUCAUGCUUAACAUCAGCGGUGUGCUGACAAAUUCCACGGUGGAGCAAUUUUUCACUCAUCAAAAGUUUAACACGAUUGUCUUUAUUGAUCCCCGAAAUCAAGCGAUAUUUACAUCGGACGAUUAUGGAGCUACCAUUACGAAGCAAAAACUCGACUUCACACCCUCGGAUGUGUCGUUCUACGAUGCGGAUAGGCGAACGUUUCUCGUGCUGGACAAGCGUGAUCCUCAGAGAAAGCUUUAUUAUACAACCGACUUUGGAGCAUCUUUCACACUACUUCAAAGCUACGUCAAAUCGUUCCUUUGGUCGAUAGGUGACGGUGUCCCCAUUCAUCUGUACGUGGAACGUAAAGAACCUACAAAUACUUCAUCGGUAAUCUUCUUCAACGCAGCCGACCUUUACACCGGUAACCGGCAGUUUAAUGUGUUGAUCGAAAAGGUGGAAGACUUCAACAUCAACAAAGACUUCAUGUUUGCGUCCCAGCGACUCCCCAACAGCACCCAGCUGCUCAUCUCGUACAAACGAGGCAAGUUUGUGAAGGCCGACUUCCAAACCGAGCUGGACAUUCGGGGCUACCAUGUGGCGGAUGUCGAAGGACGCCGCAUUAUGAUUUCGGUGGUGCACUCGGAGCGCAUCUCGCAUCUGUACGUGUCCGAAUCGAACGACGAUAUGACGGACAUUAAGUUUGUGCCUAGUCUGGAAAACAUUUUCACCUACAUUCCCGACUUGAACUGGCGAUCCAGCUGGUUGGUGAAAUCAUCCGAAACAGCGUUUACUGAUCUGUAUCGGGUAGAAGGCUUAAGGGGAAUCUACAUCGCAUCGAAGAUGAUCCGUCUGCCGGUCGCUGAAACGAUUACACCGGACUAUCUGAUGUCGGUAAUAACGUUCGAUCAUGGUAAUACGUGGCGAACAAUUAAGGCUCCGGAAACGGACGAUGAAGGGGCUUUGCUUAACUGUGGUAAAGAUUGUAGUCUUCACUUGACACAGAAAUUCUCCUCGUUAUACCCAGUGACCAGGUCCGUUACUAUAAUGAGUUCAAAAACGGCACCAGGCGUAAUUAUGGCUUCAGGCGUCGUGGGCAAAUCACUUAAAGGCCACCCUGGAGUGUAUAUUUCGCGCGAUGCUGGAUUAACGUGGAAGCAGAUUCUAAAGAACUACUAUUUCUUCAAUAUGGGCGACCAUGGCGGGAUACUGGUAGCGGUAAAAUAUUUUAAAUCAAAGGGCGAAACGAACGAAAUCCUCUACUCCACGGAUGAGGGCGAACGGUGGCACUCGACACCAUUCAUUGGCAAGCAGCUUAAAGUGUACGGAUUGAUGAGGGAAGCGGAAGCAAACGGAACCAUCUUUACGCUGUUCGGUUCGGAACAGGAUGAGCACCGGUGGUUAAUCAUAAAGAUCGAUCUGAAGAACGCUUUUACCUCGAACUGCACGGAAGAUGAUUACAAAUUUUGGACGCCCGGUUCAUAUUCUGGCGACUAUUUUAUGCCGUGUGUGCUCGGACGCCAGGACACGUAUCAGCGCCGAAAACCGCAUGCCAAUUGCCAUAAUGGUCUCGGAUACGAGCGACCUAUUCGGCAGGAGGUUUGCGAAUGCAACAGUUCUAACUUUGAGUGUGAUUAUGGGUUCAUACGCAGCGGUCAGAAGCGAUCGUUCUGUGUGCGUAACAAAACGUUGACAAAUUUCGACCCGUACGCGGUGCCGAAGUCGUGCAAACCAGGUGCAUACUACAACCGUACUCGAGGCUACCGGAAGAUCGAAGGAGAUGUGUGUGUCGAUGGAUUUUCAUCCCAGUUUCUGCCACAAUCGAUUCCCUGUCCGAUGGAGCAAUCGGAUGAGUUCUUGAUAAUAGCGCAGCGCGAAAAGAUUUCCCGCAUCGAUCUGCGGAACAACAACACACGCACCGAGUUUGCUAUUCCCGGGCUGAAAAAUGUGAUCGCUAUUGAGUUUGACUUGAAGCGCAACUGUGUGUUUUGGGCAGAUAUUUUGACGGACGUGAUCGGGCGACAGUGUCUGAACGGGAACUCUACGCCGGAAACGUUGGUGGAUAAUGGUCUGUCGUCUGUAGAGGGUAUGUCUUACGAUUGGAUCUCGGAAGUACUGUACUUUGUGGACGGAAUGCGUCUGAUGAUAGAAGCACUAAGGGUUCCACCGCCGGGAACGAUUCCGCCGGCAGGUUCACAGCGCACGCCAAAUAUUCGACACACGAUUAUGGAUAGCAAGUAUCUGAACAAACCGCGCGGUAUCGUCGUACAUCCGAUGGAAGGAUAUCUAUUCUGGACCGAUUGGAAUUCCAUUAGGCCAUCGAUUUCCCGUGCCAACAUGGACGGUACGGAUGUGCGGGAACUGUUUACAAAACCCCAAGUCGCCUGGCCAAAUGGAGUUACCAUCGAUUAUAUGGCCGAACGGUUGUACUGGGUGGAUGCGAGCAAGGACUACAUUGCGAGCAGUGAUUUGGAUGGUAAAAAUUUCCACAAAGUAAUGCAGCAGGAUCCGUUCGUGCAGCAUCCGUUCGCGGUGGCUGUGCUGAAGGAUGUGAUGUAUUGGGACGAUUGGAAACAAAACUCGGUCUUUUCCGCAGACAAAGAUCAUGGCAUUAUGGCGAAACUGGUUGCGGACAGCAUGGCCAAUUUGAUGGAUAUGAAAGUGUACGGUCACACGAUUCAGGUCGGUACGAACGCUUGCUCGAAAAAUGAUCGCUGUUCGCAUAUUUGUGUCGGUGGGCCGAAACAAACGUACAGCUGUCUCUGUCCGGAUGGCAUGGAGCUGGUAAAGGAACAGUGUAUAUGCCCCGCGGGAACGAAGGCCCUAGGAAAUGGAUGCGCUCGGACGGGUGAAACGUGCGGUCCAAAGUUCUUCAGCUGUAACAACACGCGUUGCAUCCCGCAGAUUUACAAAUGUGACGGGGAGGAUGAUUGUGAGGAUCGUAGCGAUGAGGAAGGUUGCCCUGCUGCGAAACCGGCCUGUCCGCCGCACAUGUUCACGUGCAAGCUUGACCAGCAAUGCAUACCGAAGCAUUAUUUGUGUGAUUUCGAUAAGGACUGCAAGGAUGGUAGCGACGAGGAGAACUGUAAGAAAACGCACUGUAAGAAGGGUGAGUUCACUUGCGACAAUGGGCGCUGCAUUACGCAGGGUUGGAAAUGCGAUGGUGAGGAUGAUUGCCGGGACGGAUCGGAUGAGAAGGACUGUCAGAAGAAAAAUGUAACGUUGAUCGAGUGCAAAUCGGACGAAUUCCGGUGUAAUGUAACGAGCGCUUGUCUGCCGAACCAGUGGCGCUGCGACACGGAGCAAGACUGUCCGGACGGUUCGGAUGAGGCGAACUGCAACAAUAACACAUGCGAAUCGUGGAUGUUUACGUGUGUGAGCGAUGGCAAGUGCAUUUAUAAAACGUGGCAGUGCGAUGGCACGAAGGAUUGCAAGGAUGGUAGCGACGAGCAUGGCUGUGCAUCGAUCAUUGGUGAUAAUAGCAGUGCACCAACGAAAAAACCGGAUAUAAACAUAAUGCCGGGCCAGGAGUGUCACGAUUGGAUGUUCAAGUGUAAGAACGAACGCUGCGUACCAUACUGGUGGAAAUGCGAUGGGGUGAAUGAUUGUGAGGACCACUCGGACGAGGAUGGGUGUAGCGAGGUGGGUAUGAACCCGGUCAUUAACGGCACGACGGUAACCCAUCCAAGCACGCCGACCCCAACGCGACGCAAAGAUCGUACGUGCGGCUUGCAUGAGUUCCGCUGUGAUUCCGGCACGUGCAUUCCGAAACGGUUCGUGUGCGACGGUUACAGCGACUGUACGGGUGGUGAAGACGAGGCCAACUGUCCGAGCCAAAAGCUGUGCAGCAAUAACAAUUUCCGCUGCCGCACUGAUGGCGCCUGCCUUCCGAUGAGCCGGUUUUGCAAUGGAAUUCAGGACUGUGUCGAUGGCAGCGACGAGGAGUGCAGCUUCAAGCCAUCAACAUCUGUCACUACAAACCGAAACUGUAGCACCAAUCCGGGUGUGUUUGCGUGCGACAAUACCUGCUUCGCGCUGAUGCUCCUAUGCGAUGGCAAACCGGAUUGUUACGAUGGGACGGAUGAGGAAAAUUGCUCGGGAAAUCGGAAAGGACGUCAAUACUAUCAGGUUACGCAGAUCAGUGUCGAUCAACGGUCAUUGAAUUCAUCGAGCUUCCUAAUCUUCUGGUGGACCAUGCUGGAACCAAAUGUAACGUACGAGUAUUUACCCUCAAUUUAUUACAACAAUGAGUGGAAAAAUGUAACGAACUGGAUAACGGAAACGUCGUACCGCUUUACCAACCUGAAGCCCUACACAACCUACUCGGUGACAACGUACGUACGGGUGAAGGGUCAAUCGAAGAUCACACCACCGUACAUUUACUACGAAAUAGCGACCACCGAAGGAAUUCCAUCACCACCGUUAAGCGUCUCGGUCAUUCAGCAGAACGGUUCUCGUGUCCUGGUAAGCUGGGAUCCACCGAAAGAGGCGAAUGGUCGGCUCGACGGCUACACGGUGAACUUCCGCUCGCAGUCGAAGAACGUCACACCGGCGCAAAACGUUAAAGUGAGCGCCUCGGAAACGAGCGUUGUCAUUGACAAAGACUUCAAACCUCACGUGGUGUACGAGUUUUGGGUGAAGGCACGCAACGGCAAGCACGAGUCACUGUCCUCCGUUAUGGUACCGUUGACGUUCGAUGGUACGUCGUUCGUGGAGAAAAUUACCCGCAUCGAGGUGGUGAACAAAACGACCAAAUCGGUGACGCUACGAUGGAAACCGGUUAGCAAUGCGGAUGGAUAUAUGGUGGUACCGAUCCUGCCGCAAACCUAUCCCGUACUGCCGACGAUAAAGGUACAAAAUGCGACGGUCAUUACGCUGGACAAUAUGGUACCCGGUACGCAGUACGUCAUCAAGGUGGCGGCGUACGUGAAAAACUUUUUCGGACAACACGAAACCACGAUUGUGUCGUUCGGCGGAACACCGCUACCGGCACUGAACGUGGAGCUGAAGGAAAAAACGAACGAUUAUGCGCUAUUGGAGUGGAACGAACCGAAAGGUUUGGACACGAGUAAGCUGGUGUACGGCGUUUACUACGGUACCAGCAUGGAUGCUCUGUUUGAAGCCGCACGCAUUAACACUACAUUGCGUAGCAUUAAAUUAACGGGCCUAAUGCCUUGCCAAUCGUAUCUGGUCAGUGUGGGUAUUGUCGGUCCGAUCGGACCGGGUCCGCUCGGGCGCAAUCCGCUAAAACUGGAGACAGCUUACAAUCGUACGCUACCACCAAAGGAACUAACAGUUGUAAUAAACGAAACUAGUCAAGAAAUGACCAUCGAAUGGCAGCAUAGCUGUGCUUUGGAUUUGGGCGCGUACCCAUCAUACAUUAUAACGGUGCGUGAACUGACGCUGAACAAAACAUCCGUCGUGACGGUGCAACCGUCUAGCAACAAAACGAUAGUGCAUGUAUUCCGCAAGAUUCCUAAGGGUGCGGCGUACGAAAUAUCCGUAUCAACUGACAUUCCGAAUGCGCAGGCGGUUAGCAUGAUUGCGUACUCGGCACCAUUGCCGGUGCCGGAGCAACUGCAGGUGUGGGAGGAACGCAACGGAACGUUCGUGGUGUAUUGGAAAACAGUGAAGAAUUUCACAGAUAUUGGCUACUCCUAUGAAAUCAUUGUGUACGAAGGCCAAAGCAUCAACACUUCCGUACCACCAAGACUUGCGAUACCGGCCAAAGAACCACCCGCUUUUAUCGAACCGUAUCAACUAAAUUGGAACGAUGAGGAAGCCUUAACGUUUGGUGUUCGACUGAAAACGGAUCAGGGUCUGUACUCCGAAAUUGUACAAACGGAAACAUUCAUCAAACAAAUUUAUCGGUACACGAGAUUACCAUCCACCUCUUCCGUGGGAUCGUCCUGGAAAUGGAUUGUGCCGACCGUUAUUGUUGUGGUACUUAUUGCCGUGCUUGCGUACGGUGUCCAGCGCCACCGGCGAUUGCAGAGCUCGUUUAGCCGGUUCGCAAACUCACACUACGACACACGAACGGGUGCCACGCGCAUCGGCUGCACGCUGGAUGACGAUGAGCACGAGCAUCAGGAGGUGCCGCGCAGUUUCUCCGACGACGAGCCACUAGUGAUUGCUUAA